Molecule: messenger RNA, 1079 nt
Organism: Hypoxylon trugodes
Lineage: Eukaryota; Fungi; Ascomycota; Sordariomycetes; Xylariales; Hypoxylaceae
Product: phosphoglycerate mutase-like protein
Exons: 2
Coding region: 188-949 (253 amino acids)
Cellular component (GO): cytoplasm
Molecular function (GO): phosphatase activity
Source: RefSeq, a predicted model, not a curated record
GACCGGGCGACAAAGUCCUAGAUACCACCGUUGCGGCGACUAGAUGAGCUGAACUUUAAUGAGAGAUAUUUAGAAGACAAAUAAACUCCUCAAUACAAUUUAAAUCCUCUUUUUUUCUUUCCAUCACCGAUUUGUUGGAGUUGAGUCUAUUUUGAAUUUACCACCUACGUUGUUCGAACCCCUCACGAUGGCUCCCAUCAUUCAUCUCGUUCGUCACGCUCAGGGAGUUCAUAACCUCAGCCGAGAAAACCAGGAGAUUUCAGACCCUGAUUUGACUCCCUUGGGCCUGGAACAAUGCGCCGAACUUCGGAAGAAGUUUGAUGCUCACGAUAAAUUAACGCACCUUGUCGCCUCCCCUAUCCGUCGAACUAUAUACACCUGUCUGCACGCUUUUGAGCCAGCAGUCAAGGCUGGCGUGAAAGUAAUCGCUCUUCCGGAUGCACAGGAGGUCUCAACUCUACCGUGUGAUAUUGGAUCGGAUCCUAGCAAGUUGAAGGCGGAAUUUGGCGACUCUGUUGAUCUGCACCUGGUCACGGAAGGCUGGAACGACAAAUCUCGCGGGAGCAAGUACUAUCCCAACCCAGCUAAUCUCGAAGCGAGGACUCGAGAUGCUAGGGUAUGGCUCAGGGAGCUUGUGAAAGGUAACGAUGAUGCUCAAGUCGUUCUUGUCACUCAUGGUGGUAUUCUGCAUUUCCUUACGGAGGAUUUUCAGGGUGUUCUUAUAAAUCGAGGCACUGGGUGGAACAAUGUCGAGUUGCGCUCAUACGAGUUUGCGGAUCCAACAGGCCAAGAUCCUGGAGCAUCUCUAAAGGAAACUCAGCCGAGUUGGCGUUCUCGACGUGGGAGCGCGAUCCCUCUUACCGAGACAGAACAGCAGCAGUUGCGACAGGCUUUCCAAACUGUUUUGGAUGAAGAGACUAAGAAGAGAGAAGAGGCCGUGGUUGAUUGAAGACCGGGAAGGGAACAUUCAAUGAUCUCCAUUUCCGUCACUUAGACGUACAGACCUUGACAUAUCAGAAUUGAAUGACAUACAAUAUAGGAUUGCAUGUUGUUUCUUACCCGUGGAUCAGUGGACUUCA